AGAGUCGCUAGAGUAGCCGGCUGCCGUGGGGCGCUGGGCAGGUGGGAGCCCGCGUGGGCCAGGCCGGGAUGAGCGAUGGCAUCGGUCAAGGUGGCCGUGAGGGUCCGGCCCAUGAAUCGCAGGGAAAAGGACUUGGAAGCCAAAUUCAUUAUUCAAAUGGAGAAAAGCAAAACAACAAUCACAAACUUAAAGAUACCAGAAGGAGGGACCGGGGACUCAGGAAGAGAACGGACGAAGACCUUCACCUAUGACUUCUCUUUUUAUUCUGCUGAUACGAAAAGUCCAGAUUAUGUCUCACAAGAGAUGGUUUUCAACACCCUCGGCACAGAUGUCGUGAAGUCUGCAUUUGAAGGUUAUAAUGCUUGUGUCUUUGCAUAUGGGCAAACUGGAUCAGGAAAGUCAUACACUAUGAUGGGAAAUUCUGGCGAUUCUGGCUUAAUACCUCGGAUUUGUGAAGGGCUCUUCAGUCAAAUAAAUGAAACCACCAGAUGGGAUGAAGCAUCUUUUCGAACUGAAGUCAGCUACUUAGAAAUUUAUAAUGAACGUGUGCGAGAUCUACUUAGGCGGAAGUCAUCCAAAACCUUCAAUUUAAGAGUCCGAGAGCAUCCAAAAGAAGGACCUUAUGUGGAGGAUUUAUCCAAACAUUUAGUACAGAAUUACGGUGAUGUGGAAGAACUCAUGGAUGCAGGAAAUAUCAACCGAACCACAGCAGCGACUGGGAUGAACGACGUCAGUAGCAGGUCUCAUGCCAUCUUCACCAUCAAGUUCACUCAGGCAAAAUUUGAUUCUGAAAUGCCGUCUGAAACCGUGAGUAAGAUCCACUUAGUCGAUCUUGCUGGAAGUGAGCGAGCGGAUGCCACCGGUGCCACUGGGGUCAGACUGAAGGAAGGGGGGAAUAUUAACAAAUCCCUCGUGACUCUGGGAAAUGUCAUUUCUGCCUUAGCCGAUUUAUCUCAGGACGCGGCAAACCCUCUUGUGAAGAAGAAACAAGUUUUCGUGCCUUACAGAGAUUCUGUUUUGACUUGGCUGUUGAAAGAUAGCCUUGGCGGGAACUCUAAAACCAUCAUGAUCGCCACCAUUUCACCUGCUGAUGUCAAUUAUGGAGAAACCCUAAGUACUCUUCGCUAUGCAAAUAGAGCCAAAAACAUCAUCAACAAGCCUACUAUUAAUGAGGACGCCAACGUCAAACUCAUCCGUGAGCUGCGUGCUGAAAUAGCCAGACUGAAAACGCUGCUUGCUCAAGGGAAUCAGAUUGCCCUCUUAGACUCCCCCACAGCCUUAAGUAUGGAGGAAAAACUUCAGCAGAAUGAAGCAAGAGUUCAAGAAUUGACCAAGGAAUGGACAAAUAAGUGGAAUGAAACCCAAAAUAUUUUGAAAGAACAAACUCUAGCCCUUAGGAAAGAAGGGAUUGGAGUUGUUUUGGAUUCUGAACUGCCCCAUUUGAUUGGCAUUGAUGAUGACCUUCUGAGUACUGGAAUCAUCUUAUAUCACUUGAAGGAAGGUCAGACAUAUGUUGGUCGAGAAGAUGCUUCAACAGAACAGGAUAUUGUUCUUCAUGGCCUCGACCUGGAGAGUGAGCACUGCAUCUUUGAAAAUGUCGGGGGGACGGUGACUCUGAUACCCCUGAGCGGGUCUCAGUGCUCCGUGAAUGGUGUUCAGAUCAUGGAGGCCACACACCUAAAUCAAGGUGCUGUGAUACUCUUGGGAAGAACCAAUAUGUUUCGCUUUAACCAUCCUAAGGAGGCUGCCAAGCUCAGGGAGAAGAGGAAGAGUGGCCUUCUGUCCUCCUUCAGCUUGUCCAUGACUGACCUCUCGAAGUCCUGUGAGAACCUGUCCACAGUCAUGUUGUAUAACCCAGGACUUGAAUUUGAGCGGCAACAGCGCGAAGAACUUGAAAAAUUAGAAAGUAAAAGGAAACUCAUAGAAGAAAUGGAAGAAAAGCAGAAGUCAGAUAAGGCAGAACUGGAGCGGAUGCAGCAGGAGGUGGAGACUCAGCGCAAGGAGACGGAGAUUGUCCAGCUGCAGAUCCGCAAGCAGGAGGAGAGCCUCAAACGCCGCAGCUUCCACAUCGAGAGCAAGCUGAAGGAUUUGCUUGCCGAGAAGGAAAAGUUCGAAGAGGAAAGGCUGCGGGAGCAGCAGGAAAUCGAGCUGCAGAAGAAGAAGCAGGAGGAGGAGAGCUUUCUCCGAGUCAAAGAAGAGCUCCAGCGGCUCCAGGAGCUCAACAACAACGAGAAGGCCGAGAAGAUCCAGAUAUUUCGAGAGCUGGACCGCCUCAAGAAGGAGAAGGACGAGCAGUACGCCAAGCUCGAGUUGGAGAAGAAGAGGCUGGAGGAGCAGGAGAAGGAGCAGGUCGUGCUCGUGGUGCACCUAGAGGAGCAACUGCGCCAGAAGCGGGAGAUGAGCCGGCUCCUCCAGCGAGGGGAGGUGCAGCGGGUGGAGGAGGAGAGGAGGGACCUGGAGGGCAUCCGGGAGGCCCUCCUGCGGGUGAAGGAGGCCCGGGCCGAAGGGGAGGACGACGGCGAGGAGUCAGAACGGGCUCAGCUGCGUUUCCUGGAGUUCAAGAGAAGGCAGCUGGUCAAGCUGGCCAACUUGGAGAAGGACCUGGUUCAGCAGAAGGACCUCCUGAGAAAAGAAGUCGAAGAGGAACAAGAACUCCUGGAGCGUUUAAAGUCUGCAAACGAAGAUGACUUCAGAGUGUCGGAGAAACAUGCCGAGGGUGUCACACACGUCACCCAGGCGGCUCAAAUCCUCGAGAAGAUAAAGCCCGCGGAAUACAGGCUGCAGUAUAAGGAACGCCAGCUCCAGUACCUCCUGCAGCAUCAUUUGCCAACCCUGUUGGAGGAAAAGCAGAGAGCGUUUGAAAUCCUUGACAGAGGUCCUCUCGGCUUAGACAACACUCUUUAUCAAGUGGAAAAAGAAAUGGAAGAAAAAGAGGAACAGCUCGCUCAGUACCAGGCCAACGCGAGCCAGCUGCAGAAGCUCCAAGCCACCUUUGAGUUCACUGCCAACAUCGCCCGUCAGGAAGAAAAAGUGAGGAAGAAGGAAAAGGAGAUCCUCGAGUCACGGGAGAAGCAGCAACGCGAGGCGCUGGAGCGGGCCGUGGCCAGGCUGGAGAGGAGGCACUGGGCCCUGCAGAGGCGCUCCACCCUGGGCCUGGAGAUCGAGGAGCAGAGGCAGAGACUGGCCACACUGAACAGCAGCAGCAGCGAGCAGUCCGGCCUCCGGGCCAGCCUGGAAGCUGAGCAGGAAGCCCUGGAGAAGGACCGGGAGAGAUUAGAGCAUGAAAUCCAGCAGUUGAAGCAGAAGAUCUGUGAGGUUGAUGGUGUUCAAAAGGGGCAUCGUGGGACCAUGGAGGGGAAGGCUCCUUCUUCCAGCUUGCCAUCCAGUGCUGAAAAAUCUCACCUGGUCCCUCUGAUGGAUGCCAGGAUCAGUGCUUACAUUGAAGAAGAAGUCCAACGACGACUUCAGGAUUUGCAUCGCGUGAUUGGCGAGGAUAGCAGUGCAUCUGCAGAUGUGGCGAGGGAUAAUGAGAAACUCCACAAUGGCACCAUUCAACGUAAGCUAAAAUAUGAGAAAAGGUAUCUUGCCCCGCUGCUGCCCAGAGAUGUCACUGGCCCUUCCGGCAGAGAAGAGGGGAGGGAGGUGGAGCGGAACAACCAUCCGGGUCCUCCCACGACACAGAGCAUCUCGGCGUCUCCUGCUCCCUCCUCAGCAUUGUGCGAGAGAGCCCACCAGCGAAGACAUCGGUCCUCCGUACACAAGGUGUGGCAGAACAGUGAUCGUGGAUACGGUGAUCCUGAGUGUGCAGGCUGUUUCCAACCAAAACGUUUCAGUCUACCUGAAAUCACAUUUCUCAACGAAAGCAACACCAGUGACACAAAACAUCAGCAUCGGUCUGAACAUCUCAGUGAUGUGAUGACUCAUAAAGAUAAACACAACUUGGGAAUCGAGUCCAGCUGGACUUGGCUGCAAGAUUUGUCCCAAGAAGUGCCUCUACAUAAUGGAAGCAAGCAGACCAGGCAAAGCAAGUUACUCUGCUUGGUCCUCUCUGAAACGGUUUCUGGUGAGGAGGGUGCCUCCCACAGCGUUCCUCAGCAUGCACCCGCCGGGAAGUUUUGUGGUGAGCAGCAAGUCGAGAGAGAGUUAGAUGCUAAAAAAGCUAACUCUCCACAGUCCCUGAUAAAUAUCAGGACAGAAGGAAACAGCGGGUUGGGCUAUUUUUACCACAGGCUGGCAGACCUUUAUAAAGAUACCAGCAGUCACCUGCUACAGGCUGGCACAGAGGUGAUCCGCCAAGCCGGGCAUAUAGGGAACCUGUGUGACCCCAGGGGGCUCACCUCCCAUGUGACGACAUUUAUCAGAAGACUACCAUUUCUGAAACACUUUCCCCUGGACACGCCCCUGAAGUCACAGCAGGCGUCAUCAGAGCCUUAUUCUUUCCCCAGAGAAGCUCAGGCUGGCAGCAGCGAUCCUGAAGAGGCAGGAGCCGCCAGGCCAGCAGAGGGCACCAUGCCUUUCAGAGCACCAGGCCUCACUGCUGCCUCUGCUGCUGCAGGAUCCCCAGACUCCUCCGCAAGCUCAGUGCUGCACGUAGAAUCUGAAGAUUCUGGAAGGAGACCCGCAUUUCAGCAGACUCUUGUGCGAUUCCCAGCCCAGAUGCUGAAACUUCAGGAGCAGCCUCUAAAAGACUUUCUUGAGCACGUGGCUUGUUCCGUACCAGAACUCUCAGGCGACAUAAAGGAAGUCAAAGGUGUUUACUGGCUUGCUGUUGCUAACUGCACAGAACCUGACCCUCAGCCAGCAUGUUUGCUUCUGCUUCAUUCCAUGCUAUAUGCUUUGGUUCUGUCAGAUAACCCUUCAGCCUCAAUGGGCAUUUUUCAUGCUCUGCCUCUCUCUGGACUAGAGGAAAUCCAAGUCAGCUUUGGUGGGCAGAGCAUCAGACUCUUGGGCUCUGCAGAGAGUCUCCUGCUCACCGUAUUUAGUUACAGCAAAACCCUCUGUCAGCAGAUUUGCGGUGACCUCCUGUGUGUCCUGAUGCCCGAGUCUGAUGCUGCUGUCCGCACUAAUCACCCUUUGUUCCAACAAGACCUGGUUCAGCUUUCUCUUGACUGGAAAGCAGAAAUCCCUGAUUUAGUUUUGGCAGACGGUGUUCGGUUAUCAUCCAGAUUCCAGGAUACCUUGGUUGACAUGAUUUACUUUCUUCAUGGAAAUAUGGAAGUCAACAUCCCCUCUCUGGCAGAGGUACAGUUACUGCUCUACACGACAGUCAGAGUCGACGGUGACCCCGGCCAAGACGACCUCCAGUCGUUAGUCCUUCUGAACACCCACAUUGCCCUUUUGAGGGAAGAUCGAGUUUUCUAUCCCCACACUCAUUCUCUAAACACACCUUCUCCACGAGCACAGUUUGAUGUGACCAGAUGUCGUGCUUUAAGCGAAUUCAGAGGAUGGUUUCUCGCUCUUUGGGAGCAAAUCCAGACGACCUGAAGGACCCAAUUAAAAUUAGUAUUCCACGCUAUGUGCUCUGCGGGCAAGGGAAAGACGAGCACUUCGAGUUUGAGGU
This is a messenger RNA of Lynx canadensis (Canada lynx), 5560 nucleotides long. It is a transcript of the gene KIF16B, whose product is annotated as kinesin family member 16B. NCBI's taxonomy places the organism in Eukaryota, Metazoa, Chordata, Mammalia, Carnivora, Felidae. The transcript is spliced from 24 exons. The coding region runs from base 76 to 5484 and encodes 1802 amino acids. Gene Ontology annotation, molecular function: microtubule motor activity; microtubule binding; phosphatidylinositol binding. The record is from RefSeq and is a predicted model, not a curated record. Gene Ontology annotation, biological process: microtubule-based movement.